Molecule: messenger RNA, 1698 nt
Organism: Danaus chrysippus (African queen)
Lineage: Eukaryota; Metazoa; Arthropoda; Insecta; Lepidoptera; Nymphalidae
Source: the annotation of a GenBank genome assembly
AUGAAGAAGCAAAAUGUACGCACUUUGUCAUUAAUUGUGUGCACAUUUACAUACUUGCUUGUUGGUGCUGCCGUUUUUGAUGCACUCGAAUCCACUACCGAGAGGAAUCGAUUUGAAGUUUUACAAGCAAUCGAAGGUAUGAUAAUUCGUAAAUAUAACAUAACCGAGGAGGAUUUCCGCGUAAUGGAGACAGUGGUUCUCAAGUCGGAGCCGCAUAAAGCGGGCCAGCAGUGGAAGUUCACUGGCGCCUUCUAUUACGCUACUACAGUUCUUACUACUAUCGGUUAUGGUCAUUCAACUCCGUCAACUAUAGGUGGCAAGUUAUUCACAAUGUUCUAUGCUAUAGUCGGUAUACCACUGGGACUGAUCAUGUUUCAGAGCAUCGGUGAAAGAGUUAACAGGCUUAGUAGUGUGAUAAUAAAGUCAAUAAAGCGCGCCAUGAACUGCAGUCAGACGAAUGCCUCUGAGGUGGAUCUAAUCUGUGUGGUGACCAUACUAUCCUCACUCACUAUAGCUGGUGGUGCGGCUGCCUUCUCUAAGUUCGAGGGCUGGAGCUAUUUUGAUAGUGUUUACUAUUGCUUCAUUACACUUACUACUAUUGGUUUCGGCGACAUGGUAGCGCUCCAAAAGGACAACGCCCUUAACCGCAAGCCGUCGUACGUAAUGUUCGCGCUGAUCUUCAUUCUGUUCGGUCUGGCUAUAGUGGCUGCCUGCCUCAACCUGCUCGUGUUGAGGUUCGUGACUAUGAACACUGAGGACGAGAAGAGGGACCAGGCGCAGGCAGAACAGGCGCAGCAGGUGGCCGUCCGUCUGGAGGGUGACGUCAUCACAGCUGACGGAGCGGUGCUGAGAGGAGUCGCCCGGGGUACACGACUACCCGCGCCACACGCACUCAUUACAGCUGGUGAUCCAUCAAUGACACCUCUGUACAUAGAUGAUGAGUACUCUCCAAGUGUGUGUAGCUGUUCUUGUAGUUGCUUCAGGAAAACUAUGGGUAUACCAUAUAGAGAUCCAUUAUCACCCGUUCCGCCGACAAAUAUAAAAGAGAUACGAGCGAAGAAUUACAGAGAAUUAGGAAAUAUGCCGCGACAUAUAGAAAAAACAUCCACUAAUAGAUCACAAUCAUUAAGACUCAACUCAGCGUCUGGCUAUCUAUACAUGAACGCUAAGUCAAAUGACUUCCAAAUAGAUUCGGAAGAUUUCAGAGAUAUAGUUGCGAAGAGACGCGAACAACUGAAGAAGGGAAUGACAAGUAUGACUGAACAAUACAUACAUACAUACAGACAUAGCUACAGAACAGACAGCCGGAGCUCACUAUACUCUAUGAACAUGAACGAGAAUAGAUCAAAUGACCCAUUAGUAGACGACUGCGACUCGGAAAAAUCAAGCUACGAAAGAAAGAAGAUUAUAAAGAACAUAGAAAGAAAUACAAAUAGAAGGAACGAAAAUUACUUCUAUGACGACGCGAUUCUGCAUUUCGACGACGAAUACGCGUUCGAUGGGUCAAUAAUAUUCGCGAAACGCAGAAAAUCCAUUGACCGUAAUAUAGAUUUCACUUGCGAUCUUCCAAACACUAUUUACGAUCAAAUAUCAAACGACAGCUACGGUUACUACUUGCCCGACGACGAAGAAGAGGAUUUGUAUUUCGUUAACGACACACUAACAUUCAACCUGCCUCCGCAUCGCGCUAGUAUAUAA